Messenger RNA from Penicillium samsonianum, 1278 nucleotides. Its product is annotated as Monooxygenase FAD-binding. The record is from RefSeq and is a predicted model, not a curated record. Gene Ontology annotation, molecular function: FAD binding. Lineage: Eukaryota; Fungi; Ascomycota; Eurotiomycetes; Eurotiales; Aspergillaceae. The transcript has a single exon. Bases 1 to 1278 code for a protein of 425 amino acids.
AUGACUCAAAUGAAAAUUCUCAUCAGCGGUGCAGGCGUCACUGGCAAUGCUCUCGCCUUUUGGCUGACGAAGCUGGGCCAUAACGUGACCAUCGUGGAGUGCUUUCCCGACCUCCGAGCCUCGGGCCUCCAGAUUGAUCUCCGCGGCCAUGGAGUUGAAGUCAUGAAACGUAUGGGCCUCGAGCAGGCGUUUCGUGAAAAGUCCAUACCGGAACAAGGCAUGCAGAUGGUGGACAAAUCAGGCAGAAUAAGGGCUUAUUUCCCAGCAAAUGACUCUUCCAAUGUCAAGCUGGGCUUCAGCUCUGAUUGGGAAAUAAUGAGAGGGGAUCUGUGUCGAAUCAUGUACGAAAUCACCAAAACUCGAGCAAAGUACGUUUUCGGGGUAUCGAUCGACAGCUUCGAAGAAGAAGAAAACGCCGUUAAGGUCCAGUUCACAGACGGCUCAACAAACCAAUUCGACCUUGUCAUUGGUGCUGAUGGUCAAGGCUCACGAACUCGAAAGCUGAUGCUUGGACCUGAUGCCCAAGACCCAUUUCGUCCGAUAAACGAUACAUAUGUCGGCUAUCUCAUCAUUCCUUGGCCGAUAAAAGAAGGAGAAAAAUACAUCGCGACGGCCUAUAUGGCACCCGGAGGACGAGGCGUCAUGACACGAAGACACAACGACCACGAAAUCCAAGCAUACAUCGGCGCCCGGACGAAUUCAGACCGACUCAAAGCCUCUUUGAGAGGUGAUAACAAUGAACGGAAGGAGGCUCUGAGAGAAAUGCUCCAGGGUGCAGGGUGGCAGACAGAUGAGAUCUUGGAAUCGCUCAAGACCGCCGACAACUUCUACUGUGAGCGCAUCGGCCAGGUCAGGUUGGACCACUGGUCUCGCGGGCGGGUUGUUCUUGUCGGAGAUGCCGCUUACUGCCCAUCUGCGAUGACCGGAAUGGGGACCACUUCUGGUAUUGUCGGUGCUUAUAUCUUGGCUGGUGAAAUCGGUAGACACUGUAGUUCUGCUGGUGUGGACGUUGCAGUGACCGGUGCCCCGGAUUCUCUUCUGGCUGCUCUGGAGGCUUAUGAACAGAAGUUCCAUCCUUUCAUCACCCAGGUCCAGCAGGGAGUGUCACUUGACGGGGGUCGUUGGGAUGGGCUUUUAUCCACGGCGUUUGGUAUUGCUGUCAUGAACUAUCUGUUGGGAAUUGCUUCCUUUUUCAGAUUGGAUCGCCUUAGCAGGUUCACUUCCGACCCUGCUAAGGGCUGGGAGCUCCCUGAAUAUGAAGAAUUGUAUCGGAAUUAG